Echinostoma caproni is the source of this 2016-nucleotide messenger RNA. The record is from the annotation of a GenBank genome assembly. NCBI's taxonomy places the organism in Eukaryota, Metazoa, Platyhelminthes, Trematoda, Plagiorchiida, Echinostomatidae.
AUGACUGCUACAGAGACGAUACAACUACACGUGAUAACCUAUUUGACAAACGGAAGUGUACAUUUCACUGCGGAGAACUACGCACAACAUGGUCUUCCAAGUCUCGAAAAUGGUGGUUUACAACGACGACACAUUGAUUGUCUAUCAGACUACGGUACUUGUGUGGAUGCUCAAUGGCACCAGUUAAGACAAGCGGUUGUCAAAAACUCGCUUGUCAUUAGCCUGGACAAUCAACCACCCAUUACUUACAUAGUACCGUACACCACUUCACGUCUAUCCAUCCAAGCCGUACACCUGGGUUUCAGACCAACUACACCGGAUAUGAAACUUUUUGGAUCCAGUCUAAUUGUCCCCAGACAACGAUUCAAAGGUUGCAUGCGACGGCUAUUUUACAAAACGCGGGAUCAAAAGCUACCCCUAUUAUCUGUGGAGAAACAGAACAUUGUAGAGGUUCAUCUGAGUCGUUGUGAAGUUAAAGAAGAGUGUGGUGUCGAAUUGCUCAAUCCACCUGUACAACGAAUUCCGUACACCUGGUCUCAUCGAUCUGGAACGGAAUAUGUGUCAUUCCGUCGACCCGGUGGUUACAUUCGCGUCCCCGGUUGGCAUGUUGUCCUCACCGGUGAAGUUUCCUUUCGAUUCCGUACGAAGGAACUGAACGGUUUACUUAUCUACAGCUCAUCAGUCAAUCAAUACGAGUUGACUGACUAUGCCGAAUGGACCACUCUCACAGAACCCAUUCCCGGCGGAGGAAAAGCUGGGUUUGAUAUUUUCGCACUAGAACUACGCGACGGACAUUUAUUCUGUGUGAUAAACACAGGUUCCGGCUCGUUACAACUCGGCCAAACCAGUGUGAACAAAAAAAUGAAAAGUGUGACAUUCCUGGCAGAUGGGAAAGAACACCGUGUGAAAAUACAAUUUCACGAAGGUUCACUAGCCGUGGAGGUUGACGAUCGAAAUUACAUGGCUUAUACGGCUGAUGAGAAAAUGUAUAAAUAUCUAAAUCUGAAUGGUGUAUUCUACAUCGGCGGGGUUCCGGAACCUAUACGUCGAGUGAGCUCUUUCAUAUCCCCCGAGGUCUGGUCAACACGCCUUCGAUGGGAUUACAUAGGGUGUUUGGGCGAGUUGCGCGUCGACGGGCGUCUGUGGGACGUGGACCUGGAGCGGCGAGCUUGCUGGGCACGGGAACAUGUGGAGGCUCACUGUGAGACCAGAUCGAUCACACAAGGGCAGUGCAGUCGAGAUUCAUGUGCGAAUGGCGGACGGUGUAUAAACGGUUGGGAUCGAUUUGUGUGUGACUGUUUUGAUACACAUUUUAUCGGACAAACGUGCUCAGAAGAACCAAUUGUGGCUGAGUUCAACGGGCACCAGUGGAUUUCCGUUUCAUUCAGUCCGUUUCCGGUGCAAUCAACGGUGGAAGACCUGGUUAUACGAUUCCAGACCAAACAGAAAAGUGCCCUGCUCCUGACCACACGAAGUCCAUCUCUGGCUGCCUCAGAUUGCCUAGAGCUUCGAAUUAACGCGGGCUACGUACAGCUUAUGUAUGACUUCGGCGAGGAAAGUAAGUCACGUGACAAACAAAUGUCAUUUUUGAUCUGCAUAAACUUACCAGAUAUUCCCAAAGAUGGCCGAUUCCUGUCGCACAAACAAAUUAUCCUCGGUCGAAGCUCAAAAAUAGCAGAACCAAACUCGGUGGAUGCGUUUCCUGAUCGACCAGUCGUUCUUCCUCCGGCGCAGAUCAAGCUCACUAUGUUUAUUGGGAAUAUAAUGGCUUUCUGGUUCAACGGAUUAGAUUUUCUACAAGUGGCAAAGCACCUACUGACUCGGACCGCUUUCGGUGUCUGGCGAGACCGGUUGGAAGUGACUGCAUCGGAACGGUUACUGACACCGGGGCAAAUGUUGCUGGAAUUUCCACUCUCGCUGGAGACGCACGACUCUUAUGUACAGAUGGAGCUAUCCGGCGAGUAUGAUCAAUUUGUUUUGGAGUUUUGGUUGAAAGCAGACAAGGUGAGCUUGUGA